Messenger RNA from Tachysurus fulvidraco (yellow catfish), 2941 nucleotides. RefSeq names its product NKD inhibitor of WNT signaling pathway 1 (gene nkd1). The coding region runs from base 138 to 1508 and encodes 456 amino acids. Gene Ontology annotation, biological process: negative regulation of Wnt signaling pathway. The record is from RefSeq and is a predicted model, not a curated record. NCBI's taxonomy places the organism in Eukaryota, Metazoa, Chordata, Actinopteri, Siluriformes, Bagridae. The transcript is spliced from 10 exons. Gene Ontology annotation, molecular function: calcium ion binding. Gene Ontology annotation, cellular component: cytoplasm.
AGCUCUCCACUCGCGCUCUGGCUCUGUUGGAUGUAACCGCGCGCGCGUUUCGCUCUCAUCGAGGACCGAAAUCACGCUUUCGUUUUGUUGGAUUACAGCCGAUCUGAUGUUUUAUUACUGCAGUCUGAUGCGAAGAAAUGGGUAAACUCCAUUCCAAACAUGCUGCAAUCUGUAAACCGAGGGAAAGCCCGGAAGGUGAUAGUUUUGUAGUGAAUGCCUGCUUGGCUCGGAAAGGGCUGGACGACUGGCUGGUUAAACAGAGGUAUUACUGCACCGGCGCUCGGCUGGAACAGCAGGACUGUCCACAGAAAAGUACCUGCGGGACAUCAGCGAGGGACCCUCUGAAGGAAGCUUGUGCUGAGGGAAUUAGUGAUGAGCACUAUCGUUUAGAAGUAGCCCUGCCCCCUGAGAAGAUUGACAGCCGCAGUGCAGAAAAGAAGAUGCAGGAGAAGGAGAUUUCUGCAUCUACAGGCGCAAAUAAACAACUACAGUUUGAGGAGCUGGAGUGUGCUGUUUCAGUGGAAGAGGAUAACAGGCAGGAGUGGACUUUCACUUUGUAUGACUUCGACAACAACGGCAAAGUUACGAGAGAGGAUAUCACCAGUUUGCUGCACACGAUCUACGAGGUGGUGGACGCUUCGGUGAACCACUCGCCGAGCAGCAGCAAAACUCUUCGUGUGAAGCUCUCCGUCACACCCGACGCCAGCCAGAGGUGGAGGAACGGCAGCAGCUCUCACGCCAACGCAGACAUGCCACACCCCAGGCUGAAAGCUGAAAAGUGUGUUGAGGAGCCCAAAAACUCAGAGAAGAAGUCCAGAGCCCUUCUGAGGCGUCAUCACAGUGACCAUCACACACAGCAGGGCUGCCAGAGACACUGCGUAGAUGAAAACCUGGAGAGAAGGAAUCAUUAUCUGGACCUGGCUGGUAUUGAGAAUUACUCCUCUCGCUUUGGGACAGCCGCGCCCACUGCUGAGCCACCAAAACCCGACCACGCCUCUCGUCCGUCCAAUCAGACUCGCUCCCGCUCUCAAGAGCCUGAGAACGGACACAGCCACCUGCCCCACCACCACCGGCGCUCGCACACCAUUUCGACGGAGACCCCCGUCGUGCAGGACAGCCUCUGUCUCCGCCCCCGAGCCCAGGACUCCGCCCACCAAGCCCACGGAAUACGAUCACCCAAAGCCCAAACUUCCUGUGGCAGAGUGAUGAAACGAGGCCCCACCCCUCCUUCUGCUCCACCUGCCAACGUCGUGCCCCAUCAGAGUUCUGCACCUUACCGACGACACAAGCAGCGACCCAGAGAGGGGCCUCCGGCGCGAGGGGCCGGCGCUCCAGGACGUGGGGCGGGGCCAGUCGUGAGUGCGGGUCCGGUGGUGGAAAAGGAGCAGGUGAGGGAUCUACCAAGCGUGGUGCUCUACGAAGGCGGCCUGUCGCAGGUGGUUCAGCGGCACGAACACCACCACCAUCACGAGCACCAUUACCACUAUCACCAUUUCUACCAGUCGUAAGCGGAGAGCGUGAGACGAAGCAAAGGAAGCUGCGCCGCGUAGCCGUACACGACCGAGCCGAGACGGACGCACAGCGGGCGCCGUGUUCUCCGUGUGUCUUUGCAUGUGUAUGUAAGAAGCCAAGAGAAAAGGAAAGGGCUAUAUCUCUCUCACUUUAUAUCAUUUCUCUUCUACUUGGAUUACUUUAUCUCCUGCUCAUGCUCUAAUGUACAAUACGAACACUUUCUCACGAUUGUAAAAUCACCAUAGAGACAUGCCACAUCCUGGGGUUAGAGGUCAUAGAUGCGUGAGAUCGAGUCGAAUAUAAAUUAUGUGAAGUCUCUGGAAAGGGAUGUGACUGUUAAUUGAAGUAUUUUGAACUAUGAAGGAAAGGAGAGAUCGAUAAUCUCCUGCGUGUGUAAGUGUGUGUGUGAGAGAGUGUGUGUACUGUAUAUGUAUGUAAUAUGUAUGCAUGUAAUGUACAGUAUAUGUGUGUGUGCCUAAAUUGCCUACGGUGUCUUUUGGACGCUGAGAUCCUGUGUCAUUGCCACUCGAUAACCACUUGAAAAAGCACUUGUGGGUCGGCUCCGAUCAUCGCGUAAAAGACGGACGGAUCGACUGCGGUUCCUUUCGGCGCAAUACACGACUCGACUUCAGAGACCGCGAGGACAAAAUGACAAACCUAUGAAGAGAAUGAAGAACGUGAAAGAAGAAAUCCGAAUCUGCUGCUACCUCUAGUAUUAUUAUAAUUGUUGAGAAAACGAUCAUUUAGAUAGUUAUUUUUUAUUUUAUUUUUUUUUUUGUUAUUUUUUUUCUAUUACACCACCAAUCUACAGUUAUGACGUUUUCUUAAAAAAAAACAAAACAAAAAAAAAAACGCAUACAUAUGCUACAGACUUUGUUGUACGUACCCGUUUAACACAAAUAUACCGUCAGCAUUGUAAGCUUUACGAAUAAUGUGAUUUUUUUUUUUUAUUCGUUCUGUAAAACGUUCGCUCUUUCUCGGCUCUUUACUGAAAUCCGGUUCGGCGUCUUGAGUGUUUUUUAUUAUUAUUUUUAUUAUUAUUAUUAUUAUUAUAUUUUUUUUUGUAAAGACCACUAAGUAUGAAAGAUUUAUAGCACAGUGAAGUGUAGUAUGUAACGAUAUAAAGAUAUAUAUAGCGUAUGAGGAUUUCCUUUGGAAUCUGUACAGGUGUGAUGGAGUGAAUGAAUGCGAUGGGUGAAAGUUUGUACAAUCUGGAAAUAAUGUGUUAAGAGAAAAAAAAUAUCUCCACACUCAGAGAAAUAAUUGUUUUGUUUUUUUAUUCCAGCGAGACGUUUUGUACGUGUUUCUUCAUUAUCCCAGAAACUGAAAGAAAAGGGGAUCGGUUCCAAAAGUUCCUCGUUAUGAAUGUGAUAAAAAACUUUCUCCUAAAUAUUUGGAAUGUGAUAUAAACUCUGAAUUUUCCAAACAA